This is a messenger RNA of Annulohypoxylon truncatum, 2930 nucleotides long. RefSeq lists its product as uncharacterized. The transcript has a single exon. Bases 123 to 2711 code for a protein of 862 amino acids. The record is from RefSeq and is a predicted model, not a curated record. Lineage: Eukaryota; Fungi; Ascomycota; Sordariomycetes; Xylariales; Hypoxylaceae.
CGGCACAACACACUUCUUCAUCCACCCACUGCAACCCAACAUCUAAACCAUCACCCAUUACAUCUCAUUUCAUUUUGUUUCCCUUCACCUUACAAACACCUUUUUGACAAACGCGCUCGCCCAUGAUGGCGCGUCGCGUGUCAAACGAUUCCAUCGAGGGAGCGGUCUACCUCGAAAAAUAUGAGAACGCACGUAAGCCAGACAAUGACCAAGAAAUGACCAGAUUUUUGCAAUCCGUCAGUACCCAAGCAGUCGUGGGUAGCCCUAAAGCCAACGCCCCGUCCGGACAAUUGGAAGUAGGCUAUGCCUAUAAGCAUCAAGGACGCGUUAACGACAAUUCGCUAUCGAAGGUGAAGAACAUGUUCAGCACCGCCGCGGCAACUGGAAAGGGUAAGGCCGGACUUGGUUAUAAUGAGCCGACCGACAUCGAGGAUCCGGAAAAGGCUAGCCGUAAGCUUUCGUCCAAGAUGACUAAGAUCAAGAAGUUCUUCAGCAAAGAUGAUAAGGACGCAACAACUUCGAUGUCGGCUAGCGCUGAGAAGGUGCUAGCUAUGUUGAAGAGCCCAAACGCUCUUCCCGUCAAUAUCCCCAACCUUCCUGAGUUACCUAAGAUGGUACAAAGCGUGAGCAAUGCUAAUCUCUCACGCAACGUUGCUCCGCGACAUGUCGCCUAUGACGAUGGCCAAAGUGACGACGGUCCACGUAAACUCUAUAAGAAGAAGGCGAUUGAGGGAGGCAAGUCUGGUUUCGAGGAGAAGACAAUGGCGUACGGUUCUGCUGAGGAUACCAACCGAAAGAAAGUGGCUGCCUCGGAUAUAUCAGGUAGAUCGCGUAAUGUCGUCAUUGCCCACGAACCUGUCCAGCAUAAGGUUGAACAAGAGGCCCAGUCUGCUGAAGUCUCAUCACACCGCACUCCCAUUAUUCAUCGUGAACAAUCUAAGAAGCCUCUUUAUGACGACCAAGGUUUCUGGAUCGGGGAGUCCGAUAGCGAGGAUCCCCACGAUCCCCAUGUUGGAUCUCGCGACGUCCGCUCUCCUCGCCCGCAGUUCGAACAUCGGGAUGUGAAUGACUCCGAAGAUGAUGACGUUGAAGAGGGUUCGUCUCCGGCUCUUAGACGCAUGGCUUCGAACGAUACCGUUGUUGUCAACUCGCUUGCUAUCGCCCAUUACACGCCGUCUAUCCAGCAAUUCAUAGCCAGGCCGGAGCAGGCAACCAGGGACUAUGCAAGGGCUAUCCAGUUGGCGAAGGCGCAACAGGAAGCAAAAGCCAGACGACUUGCGGAAGCUAAAGCGAAGGAGAAGGCUGACAUUGAGGGCGGUCAGGAUUCCAGUCCCCAAGGAGCGAUACCUAGCGUUCCUUCAUUCCAGGAGCUCAAACGCCAAGAAGCCGAGGAAGGCAAGGGCCCAGAGCAACUUCACAAGGACAGACAGGUGGGAGUCAAACACUGGCUGGGCAGUCCUCGAUUGGAUUCCCGUCCCGAGAGUCCGGACUCGCCACGACAGGUUCAUUACGGGCCACGACAACCCCGCACAAAGUUAGAAUCCAAGGAGCGCAAGAUUUCAUCAUCUUCAACUAGUCGUGAGAGAUCAAUCAGUCGUGAUGCGCAGCGUGUGCGCCAGCAUUUUGGUCUCCCACCCGCUUCCACCGAGUCUGGCGGAUCUAAGAGAGUUGAGAUUCUGUCGACUAUUGAAGAGGAUGACUUGGAAGCCAACUUUCAAUCUCCCGGUUUCCCUAAGCUCUACCAUCCAACUCCUACUCGCACAGUUCGUAUAAGACCUUCGGCCUAUGAGGGGCUUUCAUCCGCUCGCAAGGAGCCCGAGACAUCUGCUAGUCCCCAACGUGACACGGCUGAGCCGCCCAGCUCACCAUUCGAUCGAGACCCUAGAGACCACGUGCAGGAAUAUUCGCGACCUGUGAAGACUAUCUCGCCACCGAGUACCCCUAAAGCUCAGAUAGUUCGAAGACAGCUCAGCGCGGCAGAGGAGAUCGAGCGCAUCAAUAAACACAUCGUGGACGCCUACGACGGCAAGUGUGAGUAUAACGACUAUGAAGCCCCUAGCGACAUCACAGUUGGCCUUAGUCCAGUCACUCUUCUGCAAAUGUUUCCUCGCCCGCUUCACAUUAUUAAAAAUCCUAAGAAGACUCGAGGCAACGCUCACUCGCCCACCCCUGCCUCCAAGGGACCACGAGGAGGUCAAGCACUCGAAGGACUCCAAGGACGACGUCCGCUCCCAGUUGCUCAGCGAUACACACAACCCCAGCAACCCCAGCAAUCUCAGCAGCCUGGACUAUCCGAACUGCAGCCGCCUCAGCACAACGCGACCGGCGAGGGUGCGUGGGAUGAACGCUUCCGUGAUGACAGUAAUGAGGUUUCCUCCGGUCAUAAAGCACUGAUUAUCGAAGGGAUGGGAAAAGUCAUGACGGAGGUACUAGAUCGCAUGGAGAAAAUGGAAGAACGUAUGGAGGGAUUGAAAGGUUAUGUGGAUAAUUUGGAAGAUCGCACGGAGAGAGUGGAAGACCUACUGGAAGAGGUGGAUGGCGGGCUCGUCCGCAUGCGACGAACGGUGGCUAAGAUGCUUGGGAUUGAUACUUCGUGGCCCCCUAACGGCCAGAACCUUGAGGGGGAUGAAGAGGGUAAGGAGGGUAAGGAGGGUAAGGAGGGUGAGAAGGGUGAAAAGGGUGAGAAGGGUGAGGAGAACGAGGAGGAAUAAACGACGCUGAACAUCUGCGGAUAUUACCCUGGCCUGUACAUGACGGUGCUUGCACCAUUGCAGGUCAGGGGCCUUGCACGAGCUUAUGAUGAGAUGAUUACGUUUCCUUCCUCGAAUCCCGUCGGCAUUCGUAUAUACGUCUUUAUUAAGACGAUAUAUACAAAGUUGACUGGUAGGGAGAGGACAUUAAAGGAUGAUUCAAGCAACAGUUGAAGUUCC